Molecule: messenger RNA, 1079 nt
Organism: Malus domestica (apple)
Lineage: Eukaryota; Viridiplantae; Streptophyta; Magnoliopsida; Rosales; Rosaceae
Product: ethylene-responsive transcription factor LEP-like
Biological process (GO): regulation of DNA-templated transcription
Molecular function (GO): DNA binding; DNA-binding transcription factor activity
Source: RefSeq, a predicted model, not a curated record
UUCUCUAAAAAUUCUAGUAGUCAUCACUGACAUCUCUAUCCAACGCAUUAUCUCACAGACAUUUGAAGAAACACUUCUUUCUUUUUCUUUAUAUUGUUUAAAUCCAUGGACUUCUUCACCAACUCACCUUCUAAAUCAAACAACUCGCCACCUUCUUCAACCAAAACCAAAAGAAAGCAACAACGGCAGCAAACCCAGCAACCACAACAAACCCAGCAGGAGACUAGGUUUCUUGGAGUGAGGAGAAGGCCGUGGGGCAGAUAUGCGGCCGAGAUACGAGACCCUUCGACCAAAGAGAGGCAUUGGCUCGGAACCUUUGACACGGCGGAGGAGGCCGCCUUGGCCUACGACCGAUCCGCUCGCUCCAUGCGCGGUUCCAAGGCUCGAACCAACUUUGUCUACUCGGACAUGCCACAUGGCUCGUCUGUCACCUCCAUUAUCUCACCCGAGGAAGACAUGUCAGCGUUCUUCACCACCCCACUUCCCCAAACCCACGCCCAAUCCCAAACACACACUCAGCAGUCCUUCUUCACUCAUCAGGACCCAUUUGAUGCCUACUCAUUCUCUGGAAGUUCAUCAGCAGAGUAUGAAAGCGGGUCUUACGUGCCCGCUUUUGGUGUUGUUGCUGAUGAAUCCGGGUUACAGUCUCAAUCUCACACUCACGAGCUACCACCUUUGCCUGCUUGUGUCUCCUCCUCCACUUGUUAUGGGCCCGAAGGCGGCAUUAUGAGCUCGGACGGAGUUUGGAAUGAGUCAGGCUUUUACGAGUUUUCAGACCCCACGACGAACAAUGGACUGGACUCAUUGGUGAGUGGGUCCUAUGUGGGCUUUGACUCGAACGAGUUUGUGCAGCACAGCCCAUUGUUUGGGAGCAUGCCACCUGUCUCCGAAGCGGGUAUCGAUGGGUUUGAUUUGGGUUCAUCCUCUGCCUAUUUCAACUGACUUGGUUUAGUAAAUCCAUCUGAUCUUCAAGUGUGGUUUUUUACUUUUUUUUUUUAUCAACUUGUUUUGUGUUGUGAUGGACCAAAAGUAAGGGUGCCUUAAUGAAAUUGUAAUGGUUAUGCUCUUUAUAUUGUAAG